AUGGCCGCCACAGUUUAUGUCAACGGCCAGAUGGACGUCCGCCACCAGUCGUCCGGCCCAUCGCAUGGGCCUGAGCCCGGGUCACCGACCUUAACCAACCCGGAUUUGAUUCUGCCUGACUACGACAUGCCGGACUCGCCCCAAGGACUCUCGCAGUCCUCCCUGAGGAUCUGGGAGGACCCAAAUGCGGCUCGCAUGGACUUCCAGCUUCCGCCGCAGAACUUUGGCCAGCGAGCAAUCCCCAUAUCCACGCCAAUUAUCUAUGGAAACGGAACAAUGCUCUCAGACAUUGGAGAGGUCACCGAGGCGGAGAGUAAUGCGGGGGUAGGGUCAAGAAGGGCAUCUUCGCGGUAUUCGAUGCAAAUGGAUGAGAACGAGACAUAUGGAUCGGUUGGCGAAUUAACGGCCAAGGCUCAGCAAUGGAGGGCAAAAAUCGCAGCCCGUGAAAGGCGCGGCUCGAAUGCUUCCAUUAGCACGAUUACGACGCUGGGACCGUCUGGAAACCAAGCGUUUGAGGAGUUUGAUGAUUCAAUGAGUGUGGGCGACAGUAGCUUUCAAGGCGACGACGAAGAAAGCAUGGCAUCAUACUACGUUGAGGGCACAGCACCACAGGGUCGCCGAAUCGAGCAGAGGAUCACGAAUGACCCUGAUGAUAAAUAUUCUACGGCAUAUAUCAGUGACAGGGCUGAGCGCAUCCUAGCCAAUGCCAAGCGUAGAUUGACGGCAAUGGAAGGAAACUUGACUAGAGCCAGGACCUCCCUCGCCUAUUCUCCAGCUUCAGACAUCGAAUCGACGCCCUCACCAACGAUUGGACGACCGGUCUCAUUCAGGAAAGAUCAGCCGGCUCCCAACGCUCCUCACCACUCGAGGAUAAGAAGCGAAGAUGGAACACGCGAUCUCACUAAGCCCUCGCCCUUCCCCCGUAGAGCGGCGAGUGCGCUCGGCUCUUCAGGUGGAUAUCGCGAUCCCACGAAUCCCUCGAAACGAAACGAAACGACGCCUCGAUCAGAUGGGGCAACGCCGACAAUAUCUCACCAUCCUCUGGACACAUCACUGGAGAUUUUGAGUGAAGGUGAAGAUGUUCUUGAUGACAUUUCGGAAACCGACCCCACAAUGAACGAGGCCCGAGGCUCGGGGUAUUUGAGCCCUGCCUUGAGCACUUACUCUGAGAAAUCGCUGAAUCGCUCUGCCUCGGCUGCACAGAUGCGGGAUCUGCACGACCAGAUGCAGGACUUGAAGGGAAAGAUUUCAAGUCUGAGGGAGCAGGCGAGAGUGGAUAGCCUAAAGAGACGAAGUUUGCAGAGUCUACGAACCCCUAGCCCCUUCACGCAUGCGCGAUGGGAUCAUGGUCUGAUGGAGCCUCGAGAGAUUCGCGCUCUUCGCUCAGGCGAGGCCACUCCCCGGGCGUCUUGGAUCAACGAUGGCGACGGUGCCGAGACUCCACAGCCUCAGGAACACAUGCUAGAAAAAGAGGAAGCCCCAGCUGGUCUGGACAAGCCAACAAUUGAAACUGCCACGAAUGAGCAGGGUAAGGAGACGCCUACACAACAGUAUCGUGAGCCUUCACCUGAUGCAACGACCCCAACGCAAUACGUUGGACAGAAAGAUCAAGCCAUUGUCAGAAGUGAAGACGUCGAUGAUGUGCGAACAGAGAAUGGGGAUGAUAUUAAUGGAGAGGACGGUGGCUCAAUCAAGCUGGCUGCGGGCUUUGGUGACGCUCAUGAGACGGAGAGUCAGACUGAUCAUUCCGACUGGACAAGCGAGAGUGGUGACUCUUUGUAUGAAGAUGCUCCCCAGGUUCAGCUUUCACAUGAGGAUAGAGAAGAUGCCUUUGACUAUGAGCACUUCUUCCUGCACUCUGCAUUGGGAAGCAUCAGCCGGCGGGCUGAAGGUGAUGUGGCUUCCGAUGAGAGUGACUUCUCCGACAGCUCAGUCGAAACUACCCGAGGCCCAGUCAUAUCCGCAGCGUCCAGGAGGAGAAGGCUUAGCCUAGAAACGAUUUCGUCGGUGGAUACCUUUGCUACAGCCACAGAAGGUAGGGCAAGCCGAAGUUCCGCGUUCCAAAGCGCGGAUGAAGAUGAAUUUUACUUGGCUCACGAAGGGGGCGCCAAACGUGACAACCACGCAUCCCGUCAAUCAUCCCGCCAAUCAUCUCGGCAAUCAUCACGACAAUCGAAUCGGCACCGUCAGAACCCGGUGGUUUACCGACCUGCUAGUUCCGCCGCGCAGAGGAUGCACCGGCCUUCAACAUCAUCCUUUGAGUCGAUGGGGACGAGCCGUAGCUUUCCUCUGGUAGGCAGAGCGAAAUUGAACGGUGGUGUUUUGACACCUGGCGGAUCUCCUGAUCCUGCGCUGGUGCAGGUUUCUGAGUCUCUCAAGAGCGAGACCACAAGUAUUUGUGAUGGAGACAACGCAAAAGACCAGAGCUCGACAGCACAGCUGCAGAGUCUGGCCAAGGAGGACCAGAUCGCUGUCGAGAGAUUGGUGGCCAGUCUUGGCAAGUGUGUCCUGGCCUUGGGGGAGAGCUCACGGGCUGGAGCAGAAGCACGCAUGUAUAGGCGGAAAAUCGAUGCGGCCCGCCGGAUUCUGGAGGGACUCGAGGAACUGCCAUAA
Clonostachys rhizophaga is the source of this 2613-nucleotide messenger RNA. The record is from the annotation of a GenBank genome assembly. NCBI's taxonomy places the organism in Eukaryota, Fungi, Ascomycota, Sordariomycetes, Hypocreales, Bionectriaceae.